GAAAUCUCCAGUGAAAUCUAUAACAUCCCCUUACCCUGUGCCCUAUCAGAACAGGCCACCACUAUCCUACUAUAUCUCCCUCUCCCCAGCCAAAAAACUCUUGAUUUUCUAUUAUAGAAAAAAGAAAACCCUUGAGGAAAUGAAGUUUAUAUUUCCUUUAUGGUUAAUCAUCUUCUUGUGUUGUCAUGCUAUGGCUUUGGAAAAGAAGCCCUCAUCGAAACAAGAAGAUUUCGCCAUCUCAGAACCUGGUAAAUGUGGACAAUUUCAUGGUGGUCUGAAUGACACUGGGAGACUGAAUGGAGAAGAUGAAAGAAAGGAAUACAAGGGAAACCAUGAACUUUUUCACUCAAUAUUGAUGGGAAAGAAAGGGAAGGGAGUUUAUGGGGGCGCCAAUAUCGUUCACCGCCCACGCCCUGGUGAAAAAAAUGAUGCAGUAUUAACAGCAAAGGCUUCCUUCGUUGUGUCAGCCACCAUGUUUUCUGUGAGCUUGGCUUUGGUUGUCAAGUUUUUUCCUCUUUAAGUUAUAUUGAUUGAACUACUACUUGGACUUGGGCAUUUUGAUAUUUUUCAAUGUCAAUCAGUUUUCUGGUCAUUGCUUGCCAGUAGCCACUCCAACAUAGUUGUGGGUUUUUUAAUUAUUAUUAUUAUUAUUACUUUGAGAUUUUAAUGUUUCCUGUUGUAACCUAAAUUGUGAGGCCAAUCAUUACUAUUAACAGCAUUCUCUAUCAUAUUUAUC
This is a messenger RNA of Manihot esculenta (cassava), 736 nucleotides long. RefSeq lists its product as uncharacterized. The transcript is spliced from 2 exons. NCBI's taxonomy places the organism in Eukaryota, Viridiplantae, Streptophyta, Magnoliopsida, Malpighiales, Euphorbiaceae. The record is from RefSeq and is a predicted model, not a curated record. The coding region runs from base 140 to 520 and encodes 126 amino acids.